Schistocerca serialis cubense is the source of this 1449-nucleotide messenger RNA. RefSeq lists its product as uncharacterized. Gene Ontology annotation, molecular function: catalytic activity. NCBI's taxonomy places the organism in Eukaryota, Metazoa, Arthropoda, Insecta, Orthoptera, Acrididae. The record is from RefSeq and is a predicted model, not a curated record. The coding region runs from base 1 to 1449 and encodes 482 amino acids. The transcript has a single exon.
AUGGAAAUAAUUAAUAAGGGAAAUAUUAUGCAAAUUAAUCAAAGAGCAAAACGGGGGAUAUCGGUAUUGAUGAAAAACAAAUUCAAAAGAAUGGUCACAAACUGGGAACCUAUCGAUGAAAAUCUGAUUAAAAUUAAUAUUGAUAUUCAUGGAUACAAAAUUACUAUUAUAGGAGUAUAUGGAAUAAGCGAAGAUGAACCAAUUUGUAAAAAGGAUGAUUUCUAUAAUAAUUUAAAUGGAAUCAUAGAGGAUAUCGGGAAAACCAGGGAGAUUAUUAUUGCAGGGGAUUUUAACAGUAGAACUGGAAGUAAAAUUGGAAAUAAAAUUAUAGGACCAUUUGGAGACAAUGUUAUAAAUGAUAAUGGUAAUAGACUUAUUGAUAUCUGUGGACAAAAUUCAUUGAAAAUAUUAAAUGGCUUUUAUCAACAUAAAGAAAUACAUAAAUACACAUGGCAUAAAGAUACAUUGAAUCAAAAAUCAAUAAUAGACUAUAUUAUAAUUAAACAGCAAACGAGGAUAAAAAUACAUGACAUAAGAGUAUAUAGAGGGGUAACUCUUAGCGAUCAUUAUUUGGUAAAUUCCAAAUUUUUAUUCCCCUUCAGAGGAAAAAGCACUGAAGAAAAUCGAAAUUGUCCUAUAGAAAAUAUACAAACAGAAAUCAAAAUGCCUAAAUAUAAUUUGAAUAGUUUUGAGAAUGAAAGCACAAUAUUUUUAUAUCAAAAGAGAUUAGAUGAAAAACUGGUAGAAACAGAGUUUGAUAAUACAGAAGAUCAAUAUCAUUAUAUUGUAAAUAAACUACAUGAAGCCGCCAAGGAAGCUUUAGGAGAAACAGAAGAAACACGUACAAACCAUCCAUUAUACUACUGGAAUGAAGAAAUUAAAAAGGAAGUGAAAUUAAAGAAAGAAAAAUAUUUAAAAUGGUUAAAUACCAGAAAUCUUCAAGAUAAAAUAGAGCUUAAUGCACAACAAGCGAAAAUCCGGAAAAAGGUUGCAGAAGCAAAAAACAAAGUUUGGGAACAGUCAUGUCAAAAAAUUGAAUCCUAUAUUGGUGGUAAAAGAAACACAGAAGCCUGGAAAACUAUAAAAAAUUUAAGAAGGAAUUCCAAAGAAACAACACAUAUUAAAUAUAUUACUCAUGACUCUUGGGAAAAAUAUUUUAAAAGUUUAUUAACAGAAAACAGGGAAGAAUACUUGGGAAACCCUGAAUAUAAUGAAAUAGUAGAUCUACAAGCAGAGAAUUACAUCCGUUUGGAAAUAGAGACAGUAAAAACUGCAAUAAAAUCUUUAAAGAAUGGAAGGGCUACAGGCAUUGGAGGUAUUCCUGCAGAAUUAUUAAAAUUAGGAACAAAGAAAUUAAUGGAAUUGUUAAGAAACCUUUUCGAAAGAUGUUUAAAUGGGGAAGAUGUCCCAAAUGAUUUGAAAGUAGGAUAUAUUUCAGUGAUACAUUAA